CACCCGCAGCACCGCCGUCGCCGUCUCGCCGCUCGAGCCUCUCUCCGCCGCCGCCACUGCAGCGCCGGGCCUUCACCUCACGCGCCGCCAUGUCCUCCUCGGGCCGCGCCGUGUCGCCGCCGCACCUCUCCACCUCGCCUCGCAGCGGCGGCGGCAGCGCGGCGCGCGUCUCCGGCGAGAUGGCGCACGACCUCCUCGACGACGCCCGGCGUGGCUCGCAGAUGGAGCACGACCUCGACGCCGCGCGCGCCAUGUCGCGGGCGCGCGCCAACAGCAACGUCGGGCGCUCCGCCAUGCCCACGACGUCGCCGCGCUCCAUCCCCUACCAUGCGCGGCACCCGUCCGACAACCCGGACAUGCUGCCGGGCCCGGCGAUGGACUUUGACGAGACGCGCGCCGGCAGCAGCGGCAAUGCCGCCACCAUGGGCGGCACCUCGACGUCGCCGCGCCACGCCUUUACGCUCGGCAACUCGCCCGCGGCGCUGCGGCACCAGCACUUCUACCACCACCGCCAGGGCAGCAACACGAGCCUCGACAGCGCCAACCACUUCAUCGACCACCGCUCCAACCAGCUCGCCUCGUCGUACGUGCCCAGCCCGUCGCGCCUGCACAGCAACUACAGCGCCGCCUCCAACGGCGGCGCCGCAUUCGGGCGCUCGCUCAACCAGCGCGGUGCAGCGACGCGCAGCCCGCAUGCGCUGCGCGCUGGCAUGAGCCCGGGAGAGGAGGCGGUUGCGGAGGAUGAGGGCCCGCACGUUGACGACAUUCACCGCGCCGCUGCCCGGCGCCGUGCCUCGCGAGCUUCGGGCGCGCGCGACGACGCCGACCUUGCCGUGCCCGGCACGCCGCACACGAUGAGCCGGCGUCCCAGCAUGCUGGAGGACGACGUGUGCUUCCCGAUGACGACGCCCGGCGACGAGCUGACGCACGAGCACCUGGAAGGCGGCAUGCACCACACGCCGCGCAAUGCGCUCGGCGGAGACGAGCAUGACCACGACAUGCACCACCACCACGCCGGCCAGGAGCGCUGCCCGCCCGGAUACCCCUUCACGUUUGACCUGAGCGCGCUCGAGACGUUUGCCGCAGAGGAGCGCACGCGUCUAGAGGCCGGCGCCACUGCCACCAGCUCGUCGUGGGCUGCCAACGGCCUGCGGCAGCGCAGCGCUGCGACAUUGCCGAUUGCGCCGCGCGGAGCUGAGGCUGCUCAGGGCGCGGAGCGCGCUGCGGCCUACGCCGUCAGUCCUGACUCGGACGAUGCGACGUUCUACUCGCGGCGCCCGCGCCGCUUCGCUCCCGCAGAUGGCACCGAUGCUGGAGGCGGAAGCAGCAGAUACCAGCGCAAGCUGGCCCUCUUUGAAGGCGGCUCCAGCGCGACGUCGCCGCCGCCGAUUCCGGUCAGCGGACGGCCGACGAUCAUGGGCAACGGCCUGCUCGUCACUGCCGAUGCCGACCGGGCGCGAGCCAACUCGGCCGCAGCGGACGCAAAGACGCCACUGCUUGCUGGCGGCUCUGCGCCGUCGUACGACGCCGGCCGGUACGACGAGGCAUCGAAGCAGCAUCUGCCGCAGCCGCAGGGCCGCAGCGACUCGUUUGUGCACCCGCGCGACCGGCGCCGCAACACGACGGCCUUUGGUGCGCGCAGUACAACGGAGAAGCCCUAUCGCUUCACCUUCUACUCCAAUGCGCUGCCUUCGACGAUCCACGCGCGGCACCUCGCCGAGCUGCCGGCGCCGGGCCAGACAUUCGAGGAGCUCUUCUCGGGCCUUGUGCCCGAGACGCCAAGCAACGAGCAGACGCGCGCGCCCACGCCAGGCGAGACGGCGACGGAGGAGGCAGGCAGCGGCGGCUCGGGCGCGCGGCCUGCGAACCGGCAGGCCAGUGCGCUCUCUGCGCAGCUCGGGCGCAUGGAAGGCAACACUGCGCCGCCAACGGGCGCCAACACGCCCGAGCUGGCCAGUGCUCCGCUCGGCGGCCCGGCGCCGUCUGUCGCAGGCCAGUCUGGCUUUCAGCGCGCGUCAGGCGCCAACCUGGCGCGCAACUCGUCUGUCCCGGCCAACGCUGGCCGCGUCAUCCCAGGCGGCGGCAUCCGCAUGGACCAGGACCCUGAGGCUAACACGUGGUGGCUCGACGUGCUGAGCCCCACUGACCAGGAGAUGAAGCUGCUCAGCAGAGUCUUUGGCAUUCACCCGCUGACCACCGAGGACAUUCUGAUGGAGGAGACGCGCGAGAAGAUUGAGCUCUUCCGCAACUACUACCUCGUCUGCUUCCGCUCCUUCGACCAGGACCCGUACAGCCCGACCUAUCUCGAGCCGCUGAACAUGUACAUCAUCGUCUUCCGCGAGGGCACGCUGUCGUUCCACUUCCGCGCCACGCCGCACCCGCAGAACGUGCGCCGGCGCAUCAAGCAGCUCAAGGACUACAUCAACGUGACGUCCGACUGGAUCUCGUAUGCGCUCAUUGACGACAUCACCGACGCGUUUGGCCCGCUGAUUCAGUCGAUCGAGUACGAGGUCGACUCGAUCGACGAGCUCGUGCUCAUCCUCAAGGAGGCCGAGCAGAGCGACAUGCUGCGCCGCAUCGGCACAUGCCGCAAGAAGGUCAUGGGUCUGCUGCGCCUCAUGGGCAACAAGGCCGACGUCGUCAAGGGCCUGGCGAAGCGCUGCAACGAGAACUGGAGCGUGGCGCCCAAGUCCGACAUUGGCCUCUACCUCUCCGACAUCCAGGACCAUCUCAUCACCAUGACGCAGAACUUGAACCACUACGAGAAGAUUCUCUCGCGCAGUCACUCGAACUACCUCGCGCAGAUCUCCAUCGAGAUGACGGACGCGAACAACCAGAUCAACGACGUGCUCAGCAAGCUCACGGCGCUCGGCACGGUCAUCGUGCCGAUGAACGUCAUCACCGGCCUGUGGGGCAUGAACGUGCACGUGCCGGGCCAGGACGUGACGGACAACCUCUACUGGUUUGCCGGCAUUGUCUCCUUCAUGGCCGUCAUCGGCAUCGCCGGCUACGUCGCGACGAUCAAGUACCUCAACCGCACCUAGAGCAGUUGCA
Messenger RNA from Tilletiopsis washingtonensis, 3054 nucleotides. Its product is annotated as cora-domain-containing protein. The transcript has 5 exons. Gene Ontology annotation, biological process: magnesium ion transmembrane transport; intracellular magnesium ion homeostasis. Lineage: Eukaryota; Fungi; Basidiomycota; Exobasidiomycetes; Entylomatales. Gene Ontology annotation, molecular function: magnesium ion transmembrane transporter activity. The coding region runs from base 90 to 3044 and encodes 984 amino acids. Gene Ontology annotation, cellular component: plasma membrane. The record is from RefSeq and is a predicted model, not a curated record.